This is a messenger RNA of Guyanagaster necrorhizus, 1632 nucleotides long. RefSeq names its product kinase-like protein. Gene Ontology annotation, molecular function: ATP binding; protein serine/threonine kinase activity. Bases 79 to 1431 code for a protein of 450 amino acids. Gene Ontology annotation, biological process: peptidyl-threonine phosphorylation; peptidyl-serine phosphorylation. Lineage: Eukaryota; Fungi; Basidiomycota; Agaricomycetes; Agaricales; Physalacriaceae. The transcript has 2 exons. The record is from RefSeq and is a predicted model, not a curated record.
CUUGUGAACGUUCUUCUAUCAUGCGUUCUUACUCGCACAGAAUCAUGCCCAGUAACUGUAUCCUCCGCAGCUUCACAAAUGUCCACCAAGUCCACCAAACAUCCUAAGCUCUUCCCUCUCUUCACAGCACCUGCCCUAAAGUUCAAAUUCGCCAUCCGUUUCAAUCUCGCACAUUCUUCGAAACAGAAAUCGCCUUCAAGGACAUAUCCGCCCAAGCCGGAUCUGCCAACGCAAACACCAGAAUUGACCCCUGGGACUGUGCUCGGCCGUGGGUUGGAGUACACGUUGGUACGACCCCUGGGCGAUGGCGGGUUCUCGACGGUCUGGUUGGCACAGACAGAUAAAGAGGACGACGUAGACGACGGCGCAUCUUUCCAUACCGCCUUGACAUAUCUCUCUCCGUCACCAUCAAACCUCGUCGCCAUCAAAGUCCUCACAACAGCAGGCGAACGGACUCGCGAACUGUCGAAGCAUUUGCGGCUGGAUCACCCGCCAGACCAGCUCGUCAAGUUGCUCGACCAUUUUACCUUUUCCAAGCGGAGCGAACGGCCAUCUACAGCGGAGCAGAAGGGAAAACGAAGCAGACGACUCUCCCUUCCCCCUGCGUUCCCUGUUCGCCAUAGCUUACCCUUACCUGCCCCAUUUCCGUCAACAUGUCUUGUACUUUCUCUUCACGGACCAACCAUCACUGAUCUCAAACGCCAUCUUUCUAGUCGCUGGCUACCCAUGCCUGUAGUAAGACGUAUCGCAAAUGACGUCUUGGCCGCACUCAGUUUCCUUCACUCCCAGCGUCUCGUUCACGCUGACGUCCAGCCACGGAAUAUCCUCCUGUCCCUACCUGAUGCCCUCUCUCUCGACCAAUCGGAGUGGAGAUUCGUUCUAGCAGACCUAGGCCACGCCGUCCAGCUUCCUCACAAACGCCACCCUUCGUCAAACGUUCAGCCGCAUGCCCUUCGCGCACCCGAGGUUAUAUUGGGUUUGACUUGGGACGAGAAGAUCGAUCUCUGGAGUUUAGGUUGCCUGCUGUACGAGUUCGCCACGGGUGGCCCGCUCUUUGACCCAUUCUUCCAACCCACGCCGGAUUAUGAGGCUAUGACCCCCGCUCAGAUUCACCUGCUGCAGAUUAUCGAGCAAGUUGGGGAAGUACCCCAAUCGAUGAGGGAUCCUGGCACCAGGGGACGGGUUCAAGAGUUCUAUGACACAGAUGGAACCUUCAGAUGUCCCUUCCCGCUCCAAAUGACUUCUCUCGAAGCGAUCGCCAAGGGCGUGUGGAAGACCCCAUCGUCUGCUACCCGCUUAAGCAGUAGCGAAGCCAGGAACCCUGAACGCGAGCAUUUCUGUGCGUUCUUGCGCACGAUUGUGUGCGUCGACCCACAAAAUCGGUUGAGUGCAAGAGAGGCGCGCUUAGAGAGUUGGGUUACGACGUCAUGACCCAGACCUACAUAUAUUGCCUUGUUUCAUACCAUCUUAUUUCGGUCCUAUCGAUUCCACUCUUUCCUUACUGGGUUACUUAGAUCACUUUUCUGGUAGAUGUCAACUGUAGUCUUGUAUUAACUAUAAUGGGGUUUCCGUACACGCUCAGUCUGUAAAUAUACCAAAGAUGCUCUGAUUGAAGAGAUGACAACUUGAUUC